This is a messenger RNA of Onychostoma macrolepis, 2448 nucleotides long. It is a transcript of the gene insig2, whose product is annotated as insulin induced gene 2. The transcript has 6 exons. NCBI's taxonomy places the organism in Eukaryota, Metazoa, Chordata, Actinopteri, Cypriniformes, Cyprinidae. Bases 324 to 1004 code for a protein of 226 amino acids. Gene Ontology annotation, cellular component: SREBP-SCAP-Insig complex; endoplasmic reticulum. The record is from RefSeq and is a predicted model, not a curated record. Gene Ontology annotation, biological process: cholesterol biosynthetic process; SREBP signaling pathway; cellular response to insulin stimulus.
UGUGUUCACUUUUAUUAGAAAUAUUGAAUUAAAUGUGUGUUUGAAUAACAGCAUAUACUUAAUUAGAAUGAUCCAAAACAUCACGAGGCAUCGCAAAACCUCCUCUUUAGUACGUCACCAGCGCCCCCUCUGAUUGGCUGCUGAGGCAGCCGCGCUAUCAGUGAGGCGGAAGUACAGCAUUAUCCUAGCAAAAAGGUCUUCUUCCUUCGCUUAGGACUUUAACAUCUCUGUUCAGAGCAAGAGUAACGCUUAUUUAAAACGGCGACGGUGUGAUGUCAGCUGACAGCAGCAAAUGUAGCUGACGUCCUUCUGUGACAGCGGCCAUGGCGGAGGUUUCAUCACCGAGCAGUGGUGCUCCGAUGCACCGCGGACCCUACAUCAGCAUGAUCACCAACCGGACGAUGAACUUGCUGAUCCGUGCUGCCAUGCUCUUUAUGGUGGGCGUGUUUCUAGCGCUCGUGCUAAACCUGCUACAGGUGCAGCGUAAUGUCACUCUCUUCCCUCCAGAUGUCAUCAGCAGCAUUUUCUCAUCCGCCUGGUGGGUCCCACCGUGCUGUGGAACAGCUGCAGCGUUGAUAGGUUUGCUGUAUCCCUGUAUGGAUCAUCGUCUGGGGGAGCCGCAUAAGCUCAAGAGAGAGUGGUCUAACGUGAUGCGCUGUGUGGCCGUCUUUGUGGGCAUAAAUCACGCCAGUGCUAAGGUGGACUUUGCGAAUAAUGUGCAGCUGUCAUUGACGCUGGCUGCCUUGUCUGUCGGCUUGUGGUGGACGUUCGAUCGUUCACGCAGUGGUUUUGGGCUGGGAGUCAUCAUUGCAAUACUCGCCACAUUUGCAACCCAGCUGCUGGUUUACAACGGAGUCUUUCAAUAUACCUCCCCUGACUUCCUGUACAUUCGGUCCUGGCUGCCAUGUAUCUUCUUCGCUGGGGUCAUAACUGUGGGGAAUAUUGGACGACAGCUAGCUCUGUACGAGUACAAAGUCAGUCAGGAAAAGACCCACCAGGAUUAAGGAAGAAUCCAGCAUAAAGUAGUGAAGCAGGAGCACCAAGACUGACAGAGUGAUCCAUCAUUGAGGAGGAGCUGUUCUCUGUGUUUGAGGAUGGACAGUGUUAUGAUUUAUACCUCCAGAUCUGUUUUCUGCCUCCUCAGACGCUCAGGUUCUCUAAGUGUGUGUAACGGUUAGAUAUAAUGUUGUUUACACACUCUCAUACUGUCUUCGCCGGCGCUAAAAUGCUACCGGCUGCUGUAAAGUGCCAAACUGACUCUGACUGAUCAAACUGCGUGACUGUCCUCAUCUCAUGACUGGAGGCAAAGCCUGGUGUGUAAAAGAUGGCCAAUAUAUUGGCUGAAUAUUUACAUGUAUUUCAUGCACAGACACAGAACUCAAUCACAAGAAAUUUUCUAUAUGAUCUUGAUACUGUUGUGGCCUCUAUCCUCUGUGAUGGGUGGAGGAGAGUCAUCUGGACAAAGCACAAUCAUCAGGUCUCGUUCAUCAUACAGAAAAAUCACUGGUCAUUACAAGUAAGGAGAGUUAUAUAGCGUAUUAUGACAGGGCAUCAAAUCUGUUACAUAUCACUUUACUAAAGUGCAGUUCACUUCUGCGGUGUCUCAGAUCCACCACUAGUGGUCGUCAGAGGAUAACUGACCCGUCACCCUGUGUUUGUAGAUGCAGUGCUAAACACAAAAGACAUCAUAUUUUCUAACAGACUAACCAGUGUGCUGUGUUCAUUAGUUGGAAGGGGAAUUGGUGUUCAACAAGCAGUUGGUUACUGCUUUGAUUACAACUUGAAUAUUUUAUUUUAAUGCAUUUCUCCUUAUAGCCAGGGCUGCGUUUCCCAAAAGCAUUGUAAGCUUAAGUUGAUCGUAGCUCCAUUGGUUUGAAUGGGUCUACGAUGUACUUAAGCUUAAGAUGCUUUUGUGAAACGCAGCCCUGAUCAUUCCUUGCUAGACCUGAAGAACUCAUCAGCUUUGACUGAAUGAAGCAUCCCUUAGCUCCAGAAAUCUCUGAUGACAAUGUUUCAGGAUAAAAUUAAAAUGCUUCUUAAUGACAUUCCAUUGAUCAUUACCAAAGCCUUAAAAUGACUUUAAGAUAACAGAUAGAUUGGAGCUCAAAGAAAAGAGGAUAGAACAGGCAAACCACCAUCUGUGCACUGAUUUUGGAUAAAUUAAGGGAUUUUUUUUUUUUACUGGGAGGAUAUUUUAUGAAAUACUGAGUAGAAUGCAAAAUAAGUGGGAUCAAUGUGUUUUAAGUGUUGCAAUGAGACUUGACAACUUAAUUGUAGACUUGCAAGAGUAAUUGUACAGUUCGUAUGUGACCAUCUGAAAGCGAGCAUGUUGGGAUGUUUUCUCAUGGGUGAUUACUUGAUCCAUGGUUUGUAUUUUACCACAUUUACUGUUUUUUGAAGUUGAAGUUACAUGUUUGUUAUUAUUACAUCUGCAUUAUUAAAAGAGAC